This is a messenger RNA of Funneliformis caledonium, 684 nucleotides long. The record is from the annotation of a GenBank genome assembly. NCBI's taxonomy places the organism in Eukaryota, Fungi, Glomeromycota, Glomeromycetes, Glomerales, Glomeraceae.
AUGCGAGGUUCUUUUGAAUAUAAACGUCCUUGUGGUUGGAAAAGAAUUGCCCUUAACGUUCUUGACAAAUAUGAAAAUAAUCUUUGGCUUGGUGUAGGUGGUAAUAGAAGAAGUCAUUCCACUAAUUCCGUAACCAAUGAAUGGCCAGUUUCUUACCAUGGAACUGCCGAGCAUAAUUUUAAAUCAAUCGCUCAAGACGGAUAUCUGUUGUGUAAGGGUAAACGAUUCAGAUUUGGGCGUGGAAUUUAUUCAACACCGGACAUUGAUGUCGCAUCUAGAUAUGCUACCAAAUACACUUUUAAUGGAGAGCAGUAUUUAGUUGUAUUUCAAAAUAGGGUUAAUCCGAAUAAUUUGGUUAGAAUUUCAAAGAGUGAAACUGGAAUUGGUGAAUAUUGGAUUUCACCGGAUGGAGCGGACUUACGUCCUUAUGGCUUGUGUAUCAAGAAAGCUAUAGAUCAAAUUGAAAAAGAUCUUAAAAUUGCAAAAGAAGAGUCACACAAAGAUGGUUCGGAUCUAGAUGUUUUAGAGAUCGAUUUGCCAUCCAUUAAAACAAAGAAACAAGUUCAUUCUUCAUUAAUGAUUUCAAUUAAACAACAACUUCCAAAUUGGUGGAUACAAAUUGAUAACAAAUUAGUUGUUAAUGGCAAUGAAUUCCGACCCGAUGUAGGAGGAUGGAACCCAUGA